AUGAAGGAGGCCCGGGGCUACCGGAGCGCUCCUUUCUGCACCCGCCUCAACCACUCCUACGCGGGCAUGUGGGCGCCGGAGCGCUCCUCCCAGGCGCCGGGCAACCGCACGCGUCCCCCGGAGACCGGUGAGGCUUGUCGCUCUGUGUCCGUAGUCGUCCCGACCACUAUGCUGAUCACCGGCUUCGUGGGUAACGCGCUGGCCAUACUGCUGGUGUCGGGGAGCUACCGGCGCCGCGAGAGCAAGCGCAAGAAGCUUCUGCUGUGCAUCGGCUGGCUGGCACUCACCGACCUGGUGGGGCAGCUGCUCGCCCGCCCUGUGGUCGUUGUCGUGUACGUGUCCAAGCAGCGCUGGGAGCACCUCGACCCGUCGGGAAGGCUGUGCACUUUCUUUGGUCUGACCAUGACUGUCUUUGGGCUCUCCUGGCUCUUCAUCACCAGCGCCAUGGCCGUCGAGCGGGCGCUGGCCAUCCGAGCGCCUCACUGGUACGCGAGCCACAUGAAGACGCGCGCCACCCGCUCGGUGCUGUUCGGCGUGUGGCUGGCGGUGCUCGCUUUCGCCCUGUUGCUGGUGCUGGGCGUGUGCCCGUGCAGCAUCCAGUGGCCCGGGACGUGGUGCUUCAUUAGCACCGGGGGAGGAGGCAAUGGGACGAGCUCUUCGCGCAACUGGGGCAACCCUUUCUUUGCCUCCACUUUUGCCUUCCUGGGACUCUCAGUGCUGACCAUCACCUUCGCCUGCAACCUGGCCACCAUUAAGGCCCUGGUAUCCCGCUGCCGGGCCAAAGUCACGGCAUGGCAGUCCAGUGCCCAGUGGGGCCGGAUCACGACUGAGACCGCCAUCCAAUUUUUGGGGAUCAUGAGUGUGCUGUCGGUGUGCUGGUCACCAUUGUUGAUAAUGAUGUUGAAAAUGGUCUUCAAUCAGACAUCAGUUGAGCACUGUAAGACGCACCCAGAAAAGCAGAAAGAAUACAACUUGUUCUUAAUUGCUGUCGGCUUGGCUUCAGUGAACCAGAUCUUGGAUCCCUGGGUUUAUCUGCUGCGAAGAAAGAUCCUUCUUUAA
Molecule: messenger RNA, 1059 nt
Organism: Rhinolophus ferrumequinum (greater horseshoe bat)
Lineage: Eukaryota; Metazoa; Chordata; Mammalia; Chiroptera; Rhinolophidae
Product: prostaglandin E2 receptor EP3 subtype-like
Exons: 2
Coding region: 1-1059 (352 amino acids)
Biological process (GO): adenylate cyclase-activating G protein-coupled receptor signaling pathway; negative regulation of gastric acid secretion; intestine smooth muscle contraction
Cellular component (GO): plasma membrane
Molecular function (GO): prostaglandin E receptor activity
Source: RefSeq, a predicted model, not a curated record